Messenger RNA from Schistosoma spindalis, 378 nucleotides. Lineage: Eukaryota; Metazoa; Platyhelminthes; Trematoda; Strigeidida; Schistosomatidae. The record is from the annotation of a GenBank genome assembly.
AUGAAGCUUUUUCUGCACAACAUACUUACUUCUCGUGUCUUAAAGUCUGUGAAAGUGGGAUAUCCACUAAAAUUGAAAGCCAACGCGUUAAAGGUAUCAACGGUUGAUUAUGACCCUGCAUCAGUUGCCCGUUUGAUUCCGAAAGUUGAGUGGUCUGUUGUGAAGUCAGUAGCAGAUGAAAUUGGUGAAGAUUACAUUCCUUGUUUGCCAGAAGAAGUCCCGGUUAAUUAUUCGGAAAAUGAAGAAUUCUUAAAAUUGGCACACCGAGCACUUCUUGAAGUCGACGUAAUGGAGGGUGUACUGGUUUGCCCAGAAACUGGUCGGGAGUUUACCAUCUCAAACGGAAUUCCAAACAUGUUGGUCAACGAGGGUGAAUAA